Molecule: messenger RNA, 398 nt
Organism: Pterocles gutturalis (yellow-throated sandgrouse)
Lineage: Eukaryota; Metazoa; Chordata; Aves; Pterocliformes; Pteroclidae
Gene: TMEM138
Product: transmembrane protein 138
Exons: 2
Cellular component (GO): cilium
Source: RefSeq, a predicted model, not a curated record
UAGGGAGAGUCGACACUGAGCCCCUCAGCUCCGGCCCCUGAGCUGGCUCUGCCCUUGGGGAUGCCGGGGCUGAGGGCUCCAACCCCCGGAGAAGGAAGAUGCUCCAGACCAGCAACUACAGCCUGGUGCUGUUCCUGCAGUUCAUCCUGCUUUUCUACGACCUUUUUGUCAACUCCUUCUCGGAGCUGCUCCGCACAGCCCCCGCCGUCCAGCUCGUCCUUUUCAUCAUCCAGGACAUUGCUAUUCUCUUCAACGUCAUCAUCAUCUUCCUCAUGUUCUUCAACACCUUCGUCUUCCAGGCCGGGCUGGUUAAUCUCCUUUUCCACAAGUUCAAGGGGACCAUCCUGCUCUCGGGGGCCUACCUGGCGCUCAGCAUCUCCCUCCAUGUCUGGCUUAUG